Molecule: messenger RNA, 442 nt
Organism: Medioppia subpectinata
Lineage: Eukaryota; Metazoa; Arthropoda; Arachnida; Sarcoptiformes; Oppiidae
Source: the annotation of a GenBank genome assembly
ACUUAUGAGUUUUUAAAGAAGACUUCACACAUUCGUGUGGCAGCUGUCGGCGCUUUCCUCGUCUCAAUCCCUAUCUUUUUCACCGGUGUGAUUCUCUUCACGUUUGUCAACUUCGACGAAGUGCCAGCACUGGCCACGAGUGUAAUCAUAGGGUUGGCCAUUAUUUUCUGCGGAAUCGCUUCCGUCCAGAAUGUCUAUCUAUGGCAGUGGGAAAAAACGAAAGCGAGUCAAGAAAGGUCUGAAAGUCGUAUAAUUCAUUUAAGAGAUUCCGGUUAUUUGCCAUCCAUUGAGUUGUCAACUUUGGUGUGAUUUUUUAUGUUAUUAUUUUGUAUAGAUUUUUGGUACAAAUGUUAAUAUUUUAAAUAUAUUUAAGAUUUAUAAUUUAGAUAAAGAGUCACAAACGAAAGGGUAAAAUAAAUGCAGUUUUUAUAUCAUUUAAGUC